AUGGCACAUCAACCCCAACAGCCUCCAAAAAGUCUCUGGGAUCGUGAACCAGCAGAUGUCGCAAAUAUGCCACCGGUCUACACUCAAGAAUACGAAUACAAGGCGCCAGCUCAACCUCAACCUACAUACGUAAUGAAUGAUGGAAAGGGUGGUCCGAGGGAAGUGGUAUAUGUUCAGCAACAAAAGGUCGAAAAAAAACAUAACAAAGGUGAUGUCGCUGUGGGAUGUUGUGCAGGAUGUGCGACAGCUUGCUGUUGUUGUGGUUGCAGCGUGAUGUGA
Messenger RNA from Botrytis byssoidea, 279 nucleotides. RefSeq lists its product as uncharacterized. The record is from RefSeq and is a predicted model, not a curated record. The coding region runs from base 1 to 279 and encodes 92 amino acids. Lineage: Eukaryota; Fungi; Ascomycota; Leotiomycetes; Helotiales; Sclerotiniaceae. The transcript has a single exon.